GAAAUUGAGUCAAUGUUUUCGUCUGUGCCGGCUAAAUAUUUACAAUUUGAAGAGUCUGCCUGGCAUAAUGAUGGCUUCUGCCACGUUGGGGCGCAAAAGGGGGCCACAGCGCGUGAUAAAAUACAAGAAGCCGCUGAUAAUAAGUGCCUCAGUGUGGCCACUGCGAAAUGGGGUCACACACAACCCACAGUGACUCGAAAUUUGAGAGAGGAUUUGGCCAUCAAUUUGCCGGUUUGCCUGAAAAUUUCCAACACCGAGGGGCCAAAAACAGUCACAAAACCCGUUCACGCGCCACAAUCCAGGUGUAAAUUUUCCAUGCGACAAUAUUAUCGCUUGUUGCAUGAUUGGCUGACCGAGCUGACCGCAGAAGAUGAAAUAUUUGGCACUGAAGUUAUUCACAUUUUUUGGCACAUUUGCAUCUUUGCAUGACAAUAUUGUGAUAUUUCUAUUAGCAAAAACAAGUUGUGGCGGAUCAAUUAAGAUUAAAUAUUUUCCAACUGCGCACGUGCUUCCGAAUGUUCCAAAAAUCGCGAAAAGAUCACGGUUUGACGACUCGAUAGAGAUUAUGUCAUAAAAUUAUAUCAAAAUUAUACAGGGUGCGGCGAUUGAGUUGAUAUCUUUGAUAUUAUACGCAUUGCGGAUUAACCGAAUUUUCACAUGUAUAAAUACAUAAUUUUCAAAAGGUAUUGGUUUCAUAUUUUUUCUUUACAGUUUUAUUGCCACACUCUGUCCUACUGAAGCAUUGUGAAUUUUCUUAUUUCAAACUUGAUGUGCUGAAGAAAUUAUUCGGCCAAGAGAGAUGGCAAAGAAAAGUAUGGGAAAUUGACCCGGGAAGCCCCGUGGCCCAACUAAUGCGAUCGUUUUUCCGCCCAGACCUCUCGUGAGGGAGUGAAAAUGUGCCGAAAAAGCCAUAAAAUGUAUCUCGAUUUCCGUUCUAAAUUAAUGACUUUUUAAUGGAGUCCUCGAGCUGCUCCACUGAGGCUAUGACUUGUGUCCCAGAAAUGCCAGCAGUCUGGCGAAAGUGAUCGUGCGAGAUGCCAGGAAGAGCGAUCGCCUGGCUGGUCCUCUUUGGACUCUGCUUGAACCCGUCUUGGGCAGAAAUCCAGGGCGCCCUGAACUUGGAUUCCUCAACCGGCACUGAUACAUUUGGAGCAAGUUCCACUGGAUUUGGGGGCAACUAUGGGAGCUCCUUGCCCGCCUUGCCAGACUAUUCAUCUAGCAGUUCCACUGGCAUUGGUACAGUUACAGACUAUUCAGGAGGAUCAAGUUCGAACUUUGGCGGUUUAGCGCCCAUUGUGGACUAUUCCACGGGCGCAGGCUCGACCGGAAGUUUUGGAAACUAUGGCGGAUCCAUAGGCGGCAAUUACGGAGCAGCCCCAACACCUCCACCGGGUUAUAUUCCACCCAGCAUUGGCGGAAACACUGGAGGUAGCUAUGGAUCUUACGGCGGAAAUACUGGAGGAACAGGUGGAAAUUAUGGAUCUUAUGGCGGAAAUACUGGAGGAACAGGUGGCAAUUAUGGAUCUUACGGUGGAAAUACUGGAGGAACUGGGAAUCUGCCGGGUGGGAAUUAUGGAUCUUACGGCGGAAAUACUGGAGGAACAGGAGGCAAUUAUGGAAAUUACGGAACCUCUCCUGGCGGUAAUUCCGGCAGCUACCAAAAUCCCGGGACCCAAACAGGAUACAAUGACUACAGUUCUGGCGGCAGUUACUACGGCAACGACUCUCCUGCAUACUAUCAAGAUUACGAUGUUGACGGCGGAACCAGCAGACCAGGAGGACGUCCAGGUGGCGUGUUGAGACCUUGGCGACGUCGUCAGAGGCUCAGGAGGAGGAGAAACCGCAGGCGUUUCGGAAGGCGAGGGUUUCGUGGAAGACGACGCUUCCGCGGACGGCGCAGGUUCCGCGGCGGCAGACGCCGACGUGGCGGGCGCAGAGGAAUGAGACGCCGGAUGCGUCGAAUGGGACGCCGACGCAUGAGGAACAGAAGGAGCGCCCGGGAAGUGUCUGCAGCAUAAUAUUCUAUUCGAUUUAGAGGAUAAAAGAGAGAAUAAAGCAGUUCCAAGUAUUUUCUCUCACUUUAUUUUUCAAUAUAUUUUUUAAUAUAUACACAAUAUUUAAACAAAUUACUUUUUCUCUCUAUAAUUCCCUUUUUUACUCCAUUCCUCUCUCUUUACAAUAUAUAAGAAAAAAAAAUUACUGUGAAUGAGGUUUGUAUGUUGACGAUAAUAUUUUCAUCUAUUUCGCAUUCUUUUCUCCUUUUUUUUAAAUUAAAUUAUAUAGUACCUACAUUUUUAGUUUAUGAAAAUAUUUUACUGAUUUGGUUUUCUUUCCUCCACUUUUGCUACUCUAUCGCAC
Molecule: messenger RNA, 2358 nt
Organism: Phlebotomus argentipes
Lineage: Eukaryota; Metazoa; Arthropoda; Insecta; Diptera; Psychodidae
Exons: 2
Coding region: 1035-2018 (327 amino acids)
Source: RefSeq, a predicted model, not a curated record